AUGUUAAGGUCUAGACUUUCAAGAAUCGGAGUUGGGAUAUUUAAAGAGCUCUCUAGAGGACAAUGUACAGCAUUAUGUAGAACAUCAUUUAUACAAAGGCCUUAUUGUGCAUGUUGGCGACCUCAGGUUGAAUUACACCCAGAGACUAAGGGGUUCCAGGGUACUAUAUUUCAAAAGCAUCAUCAGUUCUGUAGCACAGCUACCAGUAGUGAUUCUGCAGAUGGCAGUGACCCAAAGGAUAUUUACAGUAGGAUAUCUGUAACAUUUGUAGACAAGGAUGGGGAGGAACAUGAUAUCAAGGUCCCAGUUGGAAUGUCGAUGUUAGAAGCUGCUCAUGAAAAUGAUAUAGAGCUCGAAGGCAAGGAUUAUAAUUCAAUUUUUUAG
Messenger RNA from Dovyalis caffra, 384 nucleotides. NCBI's taxonomy places the organism in Eukaryota, Viridiplantae, Streptophyta, Magnoliopsida, Malpighiales, Salicaceae. The record is from the annotation of a GenBank genome assembly.